CGGAAGCUAGACACCGCUUGGAGCCGUGCCCCAGUGUGGUCACCUGACGCGCAUGUACGUCCCCUGACGCACUUGACAGGCCGCUGCUGGCGCCGCGUCAGCUGAUCUUGGAAUCGAGUUGCCUUCGUGCGGGCUGAUCGGGGCUCUCCGGUCCCGCCACCCCCGCCUCAGCCAUGUCAUUCUUCCCGGAGCUUUAUUUCAACGUGGACAAUGGCUACUUGGAGGGAUUAGUGCGUGGCCUAAAGGCCGGGGUGCUCAGCCAGGCGGACUACCUCAACCUGGUGCAGUGUGAGACGCUAGAGGGGUGGCCAUGGGAGAAAAGCAGAUGUGACUGGCAGAGCAGGGAUGAAGGCAACUUGAAGCUGCAUCUGCAGAGUACUGACUAUGGCAACUUCCUGGCCAAUGAAGCGUCACCUCUGACAGUGUCAGUCAUUGAUGAUAGGCUCAAGGAGAAGAUGGUAGUAGAGUUCCGCCACAUGAGGAACCAUGCCUAUGAGCCACUUGCCAGCUUCCUGGACUUCAUUACUUACAGCUACAUGAUUGACAAUGUGAUCCUGCUCAUCACAGGCACAUUGCACCAGCGUUCAAUUGCUGAACUUGUGCCCAAGUGCCACCCUCUAGGCAGCUUUGAGCAGAUGGAGGCCGUGAAUAUUGCACAGACACCUGCAGAGCUCUACAAUGCCAUUCUGGUUGACACGCCCCUGGCGGCUUUUUUCCAGGACUGCAUCUCAGAGCAGGACCUUGAUGAGAUGAACAUUGAAAUCAUCCGAAACACACUUUACAAGGCCUAUCUGGAGUCCUUCUACAAGUUCUGCACUCUGCUGGGUGGUACUACGGCUGAUGCCAUGUGCCCUAUCCUGGAGUUUGAAGCAGACCGCCGCGCCUUCAUCAUCACCAUCAACUCUUUCGGCACAGAGCUGUCCAAGGAGGAUCGGGCCAAGCUCUUUCCACACUGCGGGCGACUCUACCCUGAGGGCUUGGCUCAGCUGGCUCGGGCUGACGACUAUGAGCAGGUCAAGAAUGUGGCUGAUUACUACCCGGAAUACAAACUGCUCUUCGAGGGUGCAGGUAGCAACCCUGGAGACAAGACCCUGGAGGACCGAUUCUUUGAACAUGAGGUGAAGCUGAACAAGUUGGCCUUCCUGAACCAGUUCCACUUUGGUGUCUUCUAUGCCUUUGUGAAGCUCAAAGAGCAGGAAUGUCGUAACAUCGUGUGGAUUGCUGAGUGCAUAGCCCAGCGCCAUCGCGCCAAGAUUGACAACUACAUCCCCAUCUUCUGAUCCAAGGCUCCCAAGUGCACUGUGUGUGUCUUUGUGUGCUGUGAUGAAGCCUGUGGCUCACUUGUCUGCCCCAGGGGAGGGUGUAGCACAUUGUCCUAUGGGUUGCCCAGGUCCCUGACCCCCUUUGGGACUGCUCUUAGGCCUAAAAAGGGGUUGGGUACCUCUCCUCUGACCAAGAAUGGACCAAGACCCCCUUCAGAGCAAUGAGCUCCCCUCAGCCCUAUGUUUACAGCCACUGACAUGUCUGAGAAGCUUGUGGUCACUUUCAUGUCCCUCCCUAACCUGAGAACCCCUGGAGGAAGUGUGAGCCUCCUCUCCCUGCUGUGGGUCAUCCCAGAGUUACGGCUCAUGGGAAGGAUAGAGUGUAUGUGUCCAUGGGGCAAGGGGAAAACAGCUUUGCAGCCCUCUCCCUCAGCUCUGCCUCCCUGAGACAAUAAAAUUGUCCUCUUUAAGCCUA
Molecule: messenger RNA, 1737 nt
Organism: Nannospalax galili (Upper Galilee mountains blind mole rat)
Lineage: Eukaryota; Metazoa; Chordata; Mammalia; Rodentia; Spalacidae
Gene: Atp6v0d1
Product: ATPase H+ transporting V0 subunit d1
Exons: 9
Coding region: 174-1280 (368 amino acids)
Biological process (GO): proton transmembrane transport; vacuolar transport; vacuolar acidification
Cellular component (GO): plasma membrane proton-transporting V-type ATPase complex; vacuolar proton-transporting V-type ATPase complex; early endosome
Molecular function (GO): proton-transporting ATPase activity, rotational mechanism
Source: RefSeq, a predicted model, not a curated record